AUGGUCAAAGUUCUUCUCACAGGUAACUAUUUUCGAGAGGCCGUGAAAUCGGACCCUCCUUUUGAUUAUGUACUUCAUACCGCAUCGCCUUUCCACUUCAACGUCCAAGAUCCCGUGAAGGAUUUCCUUGAUCCUGCAAUCAAGGGCACCACUGGUAUCUUGAAGUCCAUCAAGGCCUAUGCUCCUUCCGUAAAGCGCGUGGUCGUUACAUCAUCCUUCGCUGCGAUUGUAAACCCUAGUGGACACCCGAAGGUCUACGACGAGACGGUGUGGAACCCGAUUACCUGGGAAGAGGCUUUGGACCAUUCUCGAGUAUACAGAGGCAGUAAGACCAUCAACACUUCAAAUCAGCGGAUCUUGGACUUGGUUCGUGGGAAAUACAAGGAACAGCUCCCUCCGACAGGUGUGAUGUUCUGGGUCGAUGUUCGUGAUGUUGCACUGGCACAUGUCAAGGCCAUUGAAGUCUCCGAAGCCGGAGGCAAGAGAUUCUUUGUCCUCGAGGGCUUCUUCUCUAAUAAGAAGAUCGCCGAUGUCAUCCGCGAGACUCACCCCGAGCUGGAUUCUAAACUACCACCGAAGGAUGCGGAGGAUGAUUCAAUGGAGGGUACCCUUGAGUUCAGUAACAGUAGAUCGAAGGAGCUUCUAGCGACCACUCCUGCGAAAUCUACCUCCGAUAGAUCGUCACGACCCGUUGUGAGAGUCCAAGCGCUAGAUACCUAUGAACAUGUCACCGACUUCGAAUCUGCAGCCGAUCACACUGUGACCCUCGAGAAGUUCCAGGAAUUACACAUGCCAAUUUCCCUUCCUUCUCGGGUCAAUUACGCAACUAGCAUUGUUCCUAGACACCAGAGUCCAUUUGAGACUCAUGUCGACAACACACACACUAGCCAAGCUUUGGAAGAGCCUGGCGCCAGGCAAUAUAGACACGCGGGACCUUGGCUGAGCGGUCAAUCUGGUACUGAGUUUGAAGCAUACUUGAAGGAAGUCAAGCAGCGAAAGCCACAAUUACUGCACAAACUUCGGGAGCAGUUCGAUGCUAAGCGCUUUGCGGAGGCCAGGAAGCAAGCCCAGGACAAGGGGGAGGACUUGGAAGCUCUUCAGGCCCCCCCCAAGAGCACAGAUGCAGAGUUCCAACGAUACCUCAAGUCUCUUAGAGAGAACCCACUUGCUAUGGGCCCUGGAUUGUUCGAACUUCUGGACCUGCCAUCGUCUCCUGCGGUUCCUAGCGAGCGAAUUGGGCGGAAGUAUUUCCAGUCUCCAGGCACCCAGCUCUCAUCCGCCGAAUACGCCGUGAGUGGACCUCCUAAGACGCACCCAUCUGCCGGUCUCUCCUACACCCGGUCCCACGCCUUGACAUACAACCACCCCCGGUAUGGGCCCCAAGCUUUCCAGCGCCCAGUUGAAGCUCGUAUCUUGCGACCAAAGGGUCGUUUCAAGGGACGGCCAUCCAAGGCCAUCGCGGGUAUUGGUGGUAUAGCCGUAGAGGAUCUGAACGCAAUGACCUUUGCCGACCAGGGUACCCUUCCGGGUCUCACCUUCUUUGACGCAACCAUUCCCGGUGGUGCCAAGUACUGGGUCACUCCUAUCCGAGCUGCCAUCGACUCGGAGGGCAAGAUCAAUCUUUCCUCUUACCGAGCCAGUGCCAACGCGAAGGCGCCAUACGAAAUCGAAGACUACAAGAAGCCUGCGACUACCACUAUAUCUGAGGUCGCCAGUCGCGAGGCGUCCGUUGUUCCUCGACUGGACGCUCGCGUACACAACCUGGGACGUAACCGCCCGUCUGCAAGCCCUCGCGAACGGUCUUCGCAGCCUAUGCAGGGAACACAGGAUAUUGCCAAGAAUCUUCUGAAGAAUCUGAAGGCUCGUUGA
Molecule: messenger RNA, 1869 nt
Organism: Penicillium chermesinum
Lineage: Eukaryota; Fungi; Ascomycota; Eurotiomycetes; Eurotiales; Aspergillaceae
Product: mitochondrial 37S ribosomal protein bS1m
Exons: 4
Coding region: 1-1869 (622 amino acids)
Biological process (GO): mitochondrial translational initiation
Cellular component (GO): mitochondrial small ribosomal subunit
Molecular function (GO): structural constituent of ribosome
Source: RefSeq, a predicted model, not a curated record